Messenger RNA from Ipomoea nil (Japanese morning glory), 930 nucleotides. RefSeq names its product vitellogenin-2-like. NCBI's taxonomy places the organism in Eukaryota, Viridiplantae, Streptophyta, Magnoliopsida, Solanales, Convolvulaceae. The record is from RefSeq and is a predicted model, not a curated record. The transcript has 3 exons. Bases 1 to 930 code for a protein of 309 amino acids.
AUGACGGAUUCUGACAGUCAAAAUGCCUCGAUUGGGGACUAUGAUGAGGAGGUCGAGUAUCUCAGCGACGAGGAGGUGGACAUCAUGUCCUACUCACCCGAGGACAUCCACCGACCGGCGCCAGCCCCCGAGCGGAUUUCCGAACAAAACAACGCGUCAAGCUCCUCCGGGUCAUCGAGCUCCAGCUCAAGCGGAUCGGGGAGUUCCAGCGAAGAGGAAGAAGAAGGAGCCUCAUCAGACAGACAAGCCAUGGCAGAAUUCGGAGACGAGGAUGCCCCCCUUCCCCCGCCCGCCAAGAUCUCCCUUGGCGGCAAGAAGAAGGCGAAGGUGAAGCCAGCCGGGGAAAAGGAGAUCCCCUCGUCCCGACCGCUAAGCGCCUCGACCGUGACGACGGCCGAGGGCUUCGUCGUCGAGCCCUCAGACGUCCUGGUCACCCGGGUGGAAGUCGCCCGUGGUAAGGAGAAGGCCGAGCUGGAGAAGGCCCAAAAGGGCCUAAAGAAGAGCGAGGAAGACCGGGUUCUCGCAGAGAAGGUCGCUCAACGGGCGAUCGGGGAAGCCAAGGAGCUGAAGGCCCGACUCGACAAUCCGAGCGAGUUGGUGCAGUCUGUCUUCAAGGACAGCGAGUCGGGCUCGGCGUUUCUCACAGCGGCCCGGGGAACAAAGGUCGGAGAAGACCUAAUCCUCUCUUUUGGACGAUGGGCCUUCAAAGCCGGGCAACGCAAAAUGCUCGAGCGGGCUCGUACCCGGAUGGAGCAAGCUCUUGAAGGAGACGACCUCCAGCUGGUCCUAUCGACCUUGCCCCCAGACCUAGCUGACCCCGGUCCCUCUCCCUUCGCUCCGAAAGAAAGGGCGGCCGAGCCUGGUGGAUCGUCUGCGGCCACUCCGAGCGGGAAGGAAGCGGCUGCUAGAGCUCAGGAAGUGAAGAAGUAG